UUCUCAGCCACAACUCCACCAAAGACACGGGACAGGACGAGACGGAGGGGACGCUCAGGACGAGGAGGACAGCUGGAGAAACUCCUUCCACAUACCGGAGACAUGGGUCAGACCCUGCCGUACGCAGACAGAGGUUAGACGGAUCAAGAGACGGAUCAAUCGAUCAGAGGAAGGACAAAUGAAGUAAACCUCAGGGAGUGAGAAGACUUGAAACCGGUGAAGGAGCUGAGAUGACGCCAGAGGAACCUGAACUGAUCCAGCUCUGCCAAAAAUAACCUUCAGGGGUUCAUCAUGGGACUGAGCCAAGUCUCCAACGUCACUCCAGACAUCGGUUUGGUGGCGGCGAGCAACACUUCCGGCACCUCAUCCCUCCCUCAGUCGUCCUGCAGCAUUGAUGAAUCCUACAAGUACGUCUUCCUGCCCGUCUGCUACUCCCUGACCUUCCUCUUCAGCCUCACCCUCAACUCAGUGGUGCUGCUGCGCUCUUGCCGCCAUCAGAGCGGCUGCUGCGGAGGCGGUGGUAGCAGUGGCGGUGGGCGACGCUGGAACACCUCGCUGAUCUACAUGGUGAACCUAGCCACCACUGAUCUGAUGUACGGCCUGUCGCUGCCCUUCCUGGUGGCGAGCUACGUGCUGAGGGACCGCUGGGUGUUCGGGGACUUCAUGUGCCGCCUCGUUCGCUUCCUCUUUUACUUCAACCUCUAUUGCUCCAUCUUCUUCCUCACCUGCAUCUCUGUGCACAGGUACCUGGGGAUCUGCCAUCCGAUGAGGACCAUCACCCUUGAGAGCAAGCGGGUGGUGAAGGGCACCUGUGCAUUGGUGUGGGUGGUGGUCUUCAUCCUCACCUGCCCCAUCUUUAGGUUCGCCCAGACAGGAUACCUCACACGAGGAGUUGGCGGCAUUGUGGGACCUGAAGGGGAGAGGGAAGGCGGGAACAGCACUGGACCUCAGGACGAGGGGGGAUACUUGAACUGCUGGGAUGACGCCAUCGAUAAGGAGUUUGCUGACUAUGUCCCGUACGGCAUCGUUCUUCAUCUGCUGGGCUUCUUUGUGCCCUUCGUCAUCAUCGCCUGGUGCUACUCUCAGGUGGUCAGGACGAUAUUUCAGACCCUGCGCUCUCCUCCCAGUUCAAUAGAGGGUGGGGAGGACGGUCCAGUAGGAGACGGGGUGUCAGAAGGAGUUAGAGAGCGGGAGAGAACCUCGGUCUCCAUCUCUGGAUCGCAGUACUCACACUACAUCCGGCGGCGACGGAAAUCCAUUAAAACAAUUGUAACCAUCACAUUGCUGUUUGCGCUCUGCUUCUUGCCCUUUCACGUGACGCGGACUUUGUUCCUGCUCAUGCGGCGGGGACAGCUCGGUGGCUGCGAAGUCAUGAAGACCGUGUCCAUCUGCUACAAGGUCACCCGGCCGCUGGCCUCCUGCAACGCCUGGCUCAAUGCCCUCCUCUACUUCCUGACAGGGGACAAGGGUGCUCCAUGCUGCUGGCCGGCAGAACACACCGUCCGCCGAGACCACCGGAGCGGCUCCCUCUGGUGGCCGCUGAAGAUUCUGAAAAAAGAGGGCAUUGGAGAGGAAGACCAGGAAGCGGCUGAGAAGAUCGAAAGGGUGGUCCACAUGGAAAACGAGUCCAAGUCUUCACGUGUCAUCUUCUAGACAGUGUCAGUGCUGGUUUCUCUAUAAAAGACUUCAAACAGCGUGUGUAGCAGUUAAACAGAGAACUGUUCAGUAGCGCUCGGUAUUGUUUGGAAUUUUCUGAUACUAGUGUUCGAAAAUGCAAUACCUGGGUUUGAAUACUUCUCAAGUUUCCAUCUAAAUUUAGAGCAAAUUUUAAACAAAUUUUCAGAUAAUCAGCAAAAGAAAAUGGAAAUGAAUCCUGGAGCGUGUCUCAAAUCACAUACUUUUGUUAGUACACUUCAGUGUAGUGCAAUAUAUACACUAUGCACUGCUUGCGUGGUGCACUAAUUUCAACAUGGCGGUGUUGUCUGAAAUCACCCACUGCCAUUUUGCUCUAACUGGAAGUGAC
This is a messenger RNA of Epinephelus lanceolatus (giant grouper), 2023 nucleotides long. RefSeq names its product P2Y purinoceptor 3. Gene Ontology annotation, cellular component: membrane. The record is from RefSeq and is a predicted model, not a curated record. Gene Ontology annotation, molecular function: G protein-coupled receptor activity; oxysterol binding. Gene Ontology annotation, biological process: G protein-coupled receptor signaling pathway. Lineage: Eukaryota; Metazoa; Chordata; Actinopteri; Perciformes; Serranidae.